This is a messenger RNA of Phytophthora infestans T30-4, 2313 nucleotides long. RefSeq lists its product as uncharacterized. Bases 474 to 2018 code for a protein of 514 amino acids. Gene Ontology annotation, biological process: protein phosphorylation. The record is from RefSeq and is a predicted model, not a curated record. Lineage: Eukaryota; Oomycota; Peronosporomycetes; Peronosporales; Peronosporaceae. Gene Ontology annotation, molecular function: protein binding; protein kinase activity; ATP binding. The transcript is spliced from 4 exons.
CUCGGCGAUGGUUUUCAACGAGUUACAGGACGCGCAGUCUCAAGUCGAGGCCUUGCUAGUGCUCACGGUCGAGCUGGAGCAGCGAGAAGCUUGUCAAAGAGGAGAGAAUGUCGACAAUUAGAAGCUGAUGAUAUGUACGAUCACUAGGGGGUGGGGGGGGGCUUCUGUGGUCGUGAAUCGAGUUCCGCCUUGGUUUCUCUCCCGAUUUGAGCUGCAGGUUGAAGACAAACCUUUCGCUCGUGAGCCGAUGGAUUUGAUGUAUCGUGGUGUGUGGGGUGCAGGCAACAAGAGUGGCGUUGAAGCGCUAUUCCGAGGUCGACUCGAUGCAGAUCAACGAACGUACCAGACAGAAUAUCGGGGCGGAGUUGGAGCAAUGCUAUAAACUGGUGCAUCCAAACGUGGUGAGAAUCUAAGGUGCAUCACACGUGAGCUCUCCGCCUUUCAUCAUAUGGGAAGACGAGGUGCAUUUUGAGAUGUCGGGAGCCAAGCUGAGUGACUACGGCUUGGCAACUCUACGGGCUAAUGCUACACCUCUAUCGAGUAAUUUGCGGUGGAGUGCUCCUGAGUGUCUGCUUCAAAGAGCUACGGUCGCAUCGGACGUGCAUUCGUUUGCGAUGUGUCUGAUAGAGAUAGAGACCGGCGAGCUGCCCUUCGCUUUCCUCGAUGACGACGACGUCCGUCAUAACCAAAGACACGACGAGAUCCCGAACCGCCCCAGCAGCAUGAGGGAUGACGCGGCGGAACUGGUUCGAUCCAUGACGGACUCGGAUUCUGGGAGACGCGUGUCGUUAGACCACGUCAUUGCCGAGAUGAAAAGAUUGGCUGACCUGGCUGCUGCUGCCACGUGCAGUGUGUGCUUGUCCGAGAUCGCGACUGACUCCCGGCUCUGUUCGCAAUGCGGGACCCGGGUGGAUAACACUGCGCGUAUGAGCCCACGGCUUCGGAGCGUACGUGUAAACUUGCAAGCAGAAGACAAUUCCGUAGCGGAGGUCCUGGAUGCCGUGCGACGUGGUAGCUCAGAUCAACAACAAGCGCUGAUUCUGCUACUGGAAAUAUGUCUGGAUGAUACACAGCGCAGAGAGAUCUACGAGACGGACGGAGUUGGAGAACUCAAAGCCCUCAAAGAAUUCAUUCGCGAUGUCACUUCGGACGAAUGCACAUCGCUUGUGAAUGACCUACGCAACGGAGGAGAAGAGGAGAAGCUGAAGGCGAUCGUGUACUGCGCUGGAAUCGCGGGGGCAAAAGCGAGUCAAAGUCUGCCAAACUCCGGUGUUGUGGCUAAGGAGCGUGCAGCGGCCUCACUGGGCUGGUAUUCCAAGAGCGAAGCAGAUGCUUGGCUCAUCGUGAAGCAGACGGCGAUCCCGCUGCUUGUCGCGUCCACACAGUCCAGUUCCGAGGAGCUGAAGGCAAGCGCAACCGCCACGCUAUCUAGUCUCGGUGCAGUUGAAAGCAUCUGCCCUGUGCUCGCGAAAGAGGGGGCGAUCGCACCUUUGACCAGGCUUCUUCGAACCGAGGAUGAAGAGCAGAAGCGAAACGCCGCGAGUGCUCUGGCCAAUGUUGCUGUAAACAAUACAAGCAACUGCGAAGAAAUAAUGGACGAAGGAGGGAUGGAUCCCUUAGUGGAGAUAUUGCGAGGUGGAACUGGAAAAGUAUUGGAAAAUGCAGUAUUCGUGGUAGGCAGUAUUGCUGGCUGCAGUAAGCGCCACUGCAAGGCUGUCGAGAAGCUCGGAGUCGUUCCGCUUUUGGUGAAGAUGCUGCACGAUGGCGAUUUGGAGCUGAAGGAGCAUGCUGCGUUUGCGCUGGAAGGGCUUACAAGAUCUAGCGAGACCGCCUUGGCAGCCACCUCGGACUUAAUUGAGUUGCUCCGUGCUGUAAAAGAGUUUGGACGGGUUGCUGAUGACAUUGCCAGAAAGAAAAUAACACGAUGUGGCGGUGUGUCGGCUCUUCUGGGGCUUGUACAGUCCGACAGCGACGUGCUGAACGAUGAAGCCGCGUUUGCUUUGACUUGCGUCACUUAGAUCAAGCCCGUCAGAAACGUUAUCAAGGAAGAAGGAGGCAUUAAAGUGGUCAGAGCUCUUUGUCGCCGCGGAACGAGUUACCAGAAACGCAUUGCAGCGGAAGUGUUAUCCAUUUUGGAUAGAAGCUGCCACCCCAUUAAGAAACGAGCGCGUCGUGGCAAGGCGAGAAAAGGAGACCUCGUGCAAUGGCGACUGCUGCUCCGUGUGCGAUUCCAGAUCUCUGUAAAAGAAAAGAGAAAACGAUACGGUUAGAUGGAUAUCAGGCAAGUAAGUAGACACGAGACAUACAGGAUCU